Molecule: messenger RNA, 102 nt
Organism: Nestor notabilis (Kea)
Lineage: Eukaryota; Metazoa; Chordata; Aves; Psittaciformes; Psittacidae
Product: FXYD domain-containing ion transport regulator 3-like
Exons: 2
Biological process (GO): regulation of sodium ion transmembrane transporter activity
Cellular component (GO): membrane
Molecular function (GO): sodium channel regulator activity
Source: RefSeq, a predicted model, not a curated record
AUGCCACCAGUCCCUUCUAUUACGAUUGGCACCGCCUGCGUGUGGCCGGGCUGGUGGUGGCCGCUGUCCUCUGCGUGGUUGGCAUCAUCGUCCUCCUCAGUG